This is a messenger RNA of Candidozyma haemuli, 2013 nucleotides long. It is a transcript of the gene GPI1, whose product is annotated as phosphatidylinositol N-acetylglucosaminyltransferase. The record is from RefSeq and is a predicted model, not a curated record. Gene Ontology annotation, cellular component: membrane; endoplasmic reticulum. The transcript is spliced from 2 exons. Lineage: Eukaryota; Fungi; Ascomycota; Pichiomycetes; Serinales; Metschnikowiaceae. The coding region runs from base 1 to 2013 and encodes 670 amino acids. Gene Ontology annotation, biological process: GPI anchor biosynthetic process.
AUGGAAUCCACUGCCCUGGCUGUAUUCACCGAAUUGCACCAGAAAGGCGUAUUUUUCAGACUCACCAUCGUCUCCGCCGCCCUAACUUGCCUAUAUUUCAUUUUCGUCGCCGUCUGUAACCGUUUGGUCUUCCCACGGUACAAAGUCAAAGAAACAGUGGAAAAGCCAGAUUGGGCUGGAAAAGCUGGAAAACCGCAUUUGCUGCCUCGUGUGAGUUUCUCAGAAGCUUACUCUGUAUCUACAAGCCCGGAAUCGCUGCCGCUUAAACGGAAAGAGGGCUUUUACCAGCACUUGAAUAACAGUUCUCGGUUGGCGCUGGCGAUAGUGGUGGUUCAGGCUUACCAGGUCGUUCCAGGUGAUUUAGGCGGUAUGGAAGUCGUGGGAGGGCUUAACAGAGAAGGAAAAGGCCCUACGUUGGUGUAUAACGGUUCUGUGGACCGCUUGGUGGCGAAAGAAGACGGAAAUUCGUACACUUUGGUGACGUUUGACCCGCCAAACCUACGAAACUUGGAAUACUUCUCUGUGGACGCCAUUUUGCUUCAAAGCACGGGCCAAAGAGUGUCUCAGAAGGUCCACGUGGAAGGUUUGGGCUCCAGGGUCACGUCAGACGUGUUUGGGGAAGAGGUGCUUGAGAAAAUCAACUUUUGUCAGAGUGAUAGAGCUCUACUAAACAAGCUUAAUAAGCAAGCAUGGCGUCUUCCUUCGAAGCCAGCAUACUGGUUUCCGUCCUGGGCAGCUCGUUUGCUUUGUUUUGUUGUUUCUUGCAUUCUUUCCGUGCUUAUAUGGUUCAUUGGAGGUCUAAAUUCGGACUUUUUCAAUGGAUCGUUGGUGGAAAAAUCAGCUUUUUUUAAACAACUCGACCUACGCCUUCGCCAAAUUGCAUACUUCCCGGCGCAGUUCUUGUUUUAUCGAAACCUGGCGAUUCUUACCGAUCCAAAGUCAGACUGGCCCAGACUCUUGCAGCUUCCACUGUACAACGAAAAGUACAACAUCAACAACUCCAACUACAUCAACCUUUAUAACUCCAUCUGGCUCAUUGUCAACGACGUUUUAAUUGGCGUGACUAUGUACAGACUUUUCACCAGAGAACAGGAACCCAUAUUGGCGAUCCUCAACGAAAAGGUGCUUAACGACUGGGCCCUUCAGUAUCUUGGUUCGUUGAUCCAAUGGGUUUCGGCAGAACACCCGUACGGGUUCAAAUUAAACGACGAACUUGGCCAGUUCAUGGGCCUGAUGUUCAUGUGGACGUUAAAUGCGUGGAGUGCAAUUCUCCAAAUAACCAUCAAGUACGCUCUGGCCGAACCGGUGUUUGGCGCCAUCAAAACCAUCUUUAAAUGCAUCUGUUUCAUGGGAAUCCUGUUCCUGUUGGCAGCGCUCAUGGACUAUAUCACCGUGGUGACGCUCCAUAUCCAUUUUUUCACCGUGGUGACCACCAAAGUGUACCAUCGGCAAGUGGAAGCGUUGAAAUCGUUGUGGCAGUUGUUUCGAGGUAAAAAAUACAAUGUUUUGCGUCAACGUAUUGAUAACCUUGACGAGGAGCAGUUUCGUGUGGAUAGGUUGCUUUUGGGAACGCUCUUGUUCACCAUAUUAGUGUAUUUGCUUCCCACAACGUUUGCCUUCUAUUUGCUUUUUUAUGUUGCCAAAGCCAUCAUCUUGACGGCAGAAAAAUGGACCAAUAAGUUGUUGGUGGUGCUCAACAUGUACCCGAUAUUUGUGCUUCUCUUGAAGCUCAAGAACUCCCGGCGUUUGCAAGGAGGCAUUGUAUUUGAGUCCCGAGGAGGCGUGCAAUCGACCAAUUGGCUCCAUAUGAGCAACAAGGCGCUCACUCAGGACGAGAUCUUUGUCAACUUUUGGCACGUUUUCAAAAACGAGGGAAAAGUCGAACGUCUAUUUCUAAACUUUGCACAAGGCCGUCAUAUCCGUGUGAGAGACACCAUCUCUAUGAAAUUUCAUUACCUUAGGCUUCCGGCGCGGUAUGAAAUGUUGAAGGCGCUCUGGAAGGAGGCCAUCUAG